Metarhizium album ARSEF 1941 is the source of this 399-nucleotide messenger RNA. RefSeq lists its product as uncharacterized. Bases 1 to 399 code for a protein of 132 amino acids. The transcript has 4 exons. NCBI's taxonomy places the organism in Eukaryota, Fungi, Ascomycota, Sordariomycetes, Hypocreales, Clavicipitaceae. The record is from RefSeq and is a predicted model, not a curated record.
AUGGCGCUGGCGGAGACCAUCGAUAUUGUCUUCCUCGGCGCCCUCAGUCCCGACGAGGAGAACAGCAUAGGCCGCACCCGCUUUGCUGCCUGGUAUAGCGAAGCUUACAGACCGAAAGAUAUGCCGAGCGAUAAAGACACAAUGAUCCGUGUCGUGCGAGAAUAUGAAACAAAAGUCUAUAACCUCUCAGGAACACACAAGAUCCAAUGGAACGUCUUGAUAAGGCUCUUACACGAACAGGGUGUAGCAAAGACUGCGAUCGAGAUAAGGAAUAUGCAUCACCAUUUUGUCCAUGGGGCGGCAUUAAGCAGAUCUUUCUACAUUUACCUUGCCGAGCUUGUAGAAACUGCUGAGGACUGGGGCAGCGUCAAUCGGAACAAGCGCAGCAGCAAGGGCUAG